Pongo pygmaeus (Bornean orangutan) is the source of this 1161-nucleotide messenger RNA. RefSeq lists its product as uncharacterized. Lineage: Eukaryota; Metazoa; Chordata; Mammalia; Primates; Hominidae. The transcript has 5 exons. The coding region runs from base 1 to 1161 and encodes 386 amino acids. The record is from RefSeq and is a predicted model, not a curated record.
AUGACACGUGCUGUGAACCUCAGCUGUGGGACAACCGAAGGAGAGAUAACACUCAGCAAAAACAGAACCCAAACCAUCCCCGUUUCUCUCAGCCCCAACUGCUCGGCGGCUUGGAGGGCAGCAAAUGUUUCAGCCGUGCUCAAAGGGAAGGCUUUGCUCUGGAGUCAGCAUGGAGAGCUCGCCUUGCCUCCCCUCCAUGCCCCUCCCCACCAGCACUGGCUGGGUUUGAAUCUCAGCUCCCUGGCGCCUCGCCCUAAGCCCUGGAAUGCGAACCCCAAGGGCCAAACACCCCGAGGCUCUCAGGUCCCAGGCGUGGACACCUUCCUGGCCUUGGCUGUCACGGCCCAGAUGGAAGCAAAGACAGCUCCCCUCUCCACGGGUCGGCUGGUCCUCCUGCCCCGAGAGCAGGAGCCCAGGCACAGGCUCUGCAUGGAGUUCUCCAUCUACCUCUCCCAGGGCGGCUACGCAGAGGCCGUCUGCCUCUCGCUCUCUGGGUCCCACCUGCAGCCUGUCCCAGUGGAUUCUGCAGGCUCCACAGUGAUGCUGGGAAAAGGCCCAAACACCCGGACAAAGCACAUGGACGGCUGCCAAUGCCAAAAUGGCAAGAAGCAGAGGAAAGGCAGCUGGCUCCGACACUUUGCCAACCGUGUGCAACACUGCAGGUACCUAGAGCCAGCGAGGAGCUACCAAACUGGUUCCCGUCCAUGCUUGCAGCGGCUGCUGUCGCAGAGGCAGGACAGGAGUGCGUGGCUGUGCCAAGUAUCCUUCUGGGAUGAACCAAUUCUCUUGUCCCAGGUCGGGCAUGAUGGAGAGGCCAGAAGAGGAGCAGAGCCACUCAAGGUGUGCACAUCAGAAGAGAGUGAUUUUAAGAAACUGGCUGACACUGGCAAGUUCAAACUCUGCAGGAUGACUCCCAGCCACUUCCAGUCCUCACCCUGCCCCAACUUCUCUACCUUUGCCUCUCCACCAGCCCUGAGGCCUCGCCAUGCAAGUCCAGCAGUCGGGCCUGUUUCCCGAGUCACUGAGUCAGCGAGUGAUGAGACCUGCUGGAAAUAUGUGUGGAGGAUGGGCGAAUCCACUCAGCCUUGGAUGGGGCGGCAGGAAAAAGGCAGCCCCAAGCCCAACGCAGCUCAGGUGGCUCCCGUCCUGUGUGGGCAGUGA